This is a messenger RNA of Rubroshorea leprosula, 1139 nucleotides long. The record is from the annotation of a GenBank genome assembly. Lineage: Eukaryota; Viridiplantae; Streptophyta; Magnoliopsida; Malvales; Dipterocarpaceae.
CUUUCUGUUUCUCCAUCUUUUACAUUUUCUCAUUGUCUUAUAAAUAAGGUUUGAGCCCCCUUUCUGAUAUUGUCUAUUGUUCUUUUGUUUCACUGUUUUCCCUCCUCUGCCCCAUUUUUAUUUCUAGAGACUAAAGUCCAGUCCAGUUUGUGGAGCAGACCUUUGUUUUCAAACUGUUUUUUCAAGAUGUACUUCCUUUCCUAAAUUGUUAGUGACUGUUUCUUUUUCUCAAGAAAAGAAAAGAAAAAAAAGGGAGAGAUGUUGAUGACAAACAUAGAGUCUAGACUGUCCAAUAUCAUCUAACUUAAUUAUGAAAAGUUAAAUACUUUCUUUUUUUUUUUUAAUUGAUUACCAUCUUGUUUAUGUAGACCUUUCUUGAGACAAGGCUUGCAGAGCUAGCCGAGAAGCAGGGGCAUGUAACUCAUUAUAUCUUCACCGACUCAGAUAUAGCUGUGGUUGAUGACUUAGGACAUAUAUUUGACAGCUAUAAAAAUUUCCAUUUGGCUCUCACCUUCAGGAACAACAAAGAUCAGCCUCUGAACUCUGGAUUUAUUGCUGUGAAGGGCACAAGUCAAGCAAUUUUAAGGGCAAAGGUUUUCCUUGAAGAAGUGCUAAAAAUCUAUAGUUCCAAAUACAUGAAGGCAUCCCGAAUGCUUGGAGAUCAGUUAGCUCUUGCCUGGGUUGUAAAAUCACACCCUUCUUUUGAUGCAAGGAGAUUCACUAAAGCACAGCCUUUCAUUGAAGAAAUUGGUGUUGCAUCUGUUCUAUUUUUACCCUGUUCUAUGUAUAAUUGGACCCCACCUGAGGGUGCAGGCCAAUUUCAUGGCAUGCCACUGGAUGUCAGGGUAUUUUAGACUUUCAUGAUUUUAUCAGUUACUAGAUGAAGCACUAUAACCCUUAACUUAUCUUGUUUUUACUUGCCGGAUACAGGUUGUUCAUUUUAAGGGAUCAAGGAAACGCCUAAUGCUCGAGGCUUGGAACUUUUUUAAUUCUUCUUCAGACAUUUCAGAUAUGUUGUGUCUCAUUUUGAGUAGUGGCAGAACAAAGUAUGAUUUUUGAAUAAUUUCAUUUGGUUCAAUAGGAAUCAAUGUGAUAGAAAACAUCAAUUCAUCCAAAAUGAAUAUACUUCUUGAUGAUUA